AUGGCGACGACACCUUCAACUCCAAGUGCAGGCGUGGCGCACAAUCUCAUGGAACAGGGAUGGUUUUGGGGAGACGCCGAUCGAUCAACGGUUUCUCAAGCACUAUCUGAUCAGCCCGAUGGAUCGUUUGUUGUCAGAAACGCCAGCCAACCCGGCGAUUACACACUUUCGGUCAAAUACAAUAAUCAAGUGAAGCUUCUUCGUAUUGCCGUCAAGGAUGGAAAAUGCGGAUUCAACACAGACCAGCUGACGCAUGAUUCAGUUAUCAAGCUUAUCGAGUUUCACAGAAACAUUUCGCUUAAUGUAUUCAACGAUUCAUUGGAUGUUCGCCUCUUAUACCCCGUUUCUGUUCGUCGAAAUUCUCAAAAUGGAAAGCCAUUGUUCAAGAAAGGACAUCUUCAGCAAAGAUUGAUUCUAAAUGCAAGGAACGAUACAGAAUGGCGAGAACGGCUGGAAUUAGAGAAUCUGCGAGCAGUUCAUUUGGCAUUUGAGAGAGGAGCUAAGCUCUAUGAUUCUGCUCAUCAGGAAAUGGAAAAAGCAGAGACAUUGUACCAUGCACUGACUCAGUCCAUUCGAGACAAUGAGGUCAAAUUGGAAAAGUUGCAAACUGUUCUGGAAACAGAAUCUGUGGUGGUGAACGAGAGUGCAGCCUCAUUAUCGCAUAGUGAAAUGCUCAAAAAUGUAUUUGUUAAUAACAAAACGUUUCUGGAAGAGAGUAUCAGACGAAUCCAAGCCGAGCUUGAAUCUUCAACAGAAAAGAAAAAGACGCUCUCUGGGAUUUUGGUUGAAAUCUCAACAAAAAAAGAAAACUGGAAAGCACGACUGUACAAAUUGAUGGAACUUCGUGGCGCAGUUUACGAUCAAAUCGAUCCAUCGUUGAGUCACAAAAUGGGAUCGAUUUUGGAUGCUGGAGCAGAGUUGAUCAACAGUGAGCCAACCAAAGUGACACAGCUUUUGGUAGACAUGGAAUUGAAAUGGACACCAGCACAAUUCCUCAUGUGUGGAGCAUCGAAAGAGAACGCUGCAAACGCACUCAUUCAUGCCCGCUAUCGAAUUGCACAACUUGAUAAGGCUGUUGGACUGAAACGGGAACCCAUGGAUGGAAUCUUCCUCAUCCGUGCUUCAGCAUCUCAGUCGGAUAAACUAGUGUUGAGCGUUCUGUAUGGUGAACGUGUCUCUCAUUGUCUCAUUGAACAAAACGAGGAAGGCUGGGGAUUCGAACACAGCAACGUCUACUUGACCACUAUUGCUGACUUUGUUCGAUACUACUCUCACUUCAGCCUGGAAACACACGCAGACGCCAUCAAGACCACUCUCAAAAUGCCUGCGUUUGAUCCGGUUACUAAAGACACUUCUAGACCGUUGCGCAACGGACCAGGACAGAUUUUCACAGCACUUCCGAUAUCAACAAAAUAUAUGGAGAAGGCACUUCUUAGUGACGACCCUACCAAGUCACCAGUGUCUCCAGAGCCAAGACCCGAUUUGUGGAAUUCCAGCUCACCCGACAACAGAUCGACAGACUCUCGACUCGUUCGUCCGACGAGUUUCCCUGAAACCAUUCCAGAAUAA
Messenger RNA from Caenorhabditis briggsae, 1569 nucleotides. RefSeq names its product Protein CBR-AAP-1 (gene Cbr-aap-1). The coding region runs from base 1 to 1569 and encodes 522 amino acids. Lineage: Eukaryota; Metazoa; Nematoda; Chromadorea; Rhabditida; Rhabditidae. Gene Ontology annotation, biological process: phosphatidylinositol phosphate biosynthetic process. Gene Ontology annotation, molecular function: 1-phosphatidylinositol-3-kinase regulator activity. The transcript has 4 exons. The record is from RefSeq and is a predicted model, not a curated record. Gene Ontology annotation, cellular component: phosphatidylinositol 3-kinase complex.